AUGAAGGCCAGCCUUUUCCUCUUUUCCGUCCUCGCGGCCAUCGCGGCGGCCAAGACUACCACCGCCAAGGUUGACAACAAGCCGAGCCCUACCCUCAAAGACACGACCAAGACCAUCGUCCGCAAGGCCACUCCCACCGUUGAGAGCGAGACAAGGCCCACCAUCCUGGAGCGCGAGGCGGAGACCACCGGUGACUUGGGUAAUUAG
Molecule: messenger RNA, 207 nt
Organism: Diaporthe amygdali
Lineage: Eukaryota; Fungi; Ascomycota; Sordariomycetes; Diaporthales; Diaporthaceae
Exons: 1
Coding region: 1-207 (68 amino acids)
Source: RefSeq, a predicted model, not a curated record